AUGGACAUCACUUCCUUCAUCGCUUCACACCGUGAGGUCCUUCUCAUAGGCGACUAUUCCACCUACCGCGCUCAACUCUCACGUCAACUGCUCGGCCUCCGUAAGCGUCUGGGUCGAGCAACACCAAAGAGAGAGAAAUUCGCUGCCAAGGCCAUUACUGCUGAAGAUGUUGGCAACAACCAUGAGUUUGUGCACCUGCAACUGCUAACGGCGGAACGGGCGUGGGCUCAUGCUAUGUUCAUGAAGACCAGUCGAGGCGACGAUGUGAGCGGUGGUGGUGGAAUCACGGGGAGCACGAGGAGCCAUAUCAUCUCGCGCCUGGCUAAGGCGGGUAGGGCGGCGAAGGUGCUGGUGGAUCUGCUACAGGAAAGGGAUGUGAGCAAAGCCAGUGAGCAGGACGUUCUGGAGGCGAGGGCAUACCGAAGCACUCUAGCUGGAGCGGAGGAGUUUGAGAAGCAGGCUGCGGGACAGAGAGAGGAUGAUAGACCGAAGGAGGAGCGGUGGAAGACCUGUUUGAGGUCUUAUGCAGAGGCCAGGGUGAUUUACGCUGCAUUAUUAGAGAAAGAGAGGAAGGAGGUGUAUAGGGAGAUCUUGGCGAAUACGGUCGAUCCUACUAUUCGGUAUGCGGCAUAUCAGGCACAACUUUCGACGACGAUUCCGAUACCGACGAUUGCCACCCGAUACUUUCCCAAGGAGGAUAAGGAGCUGGUGGGGAUGGUUGAGAAGGUGGACGAGUAUGCUUUCAAGGACAAGCCAGUGCCCAAGGACGAGGACGAGGCACAGGCUUCACCACAAGACAUUCCCAACAGUGUUACGUGGCGAGGUCGGAAAGCCAAUAUUGUGGACGCCUCGAUUGGUCAGGCGUUAGCAGCAGUCACGGCGGCAGAGGCUAAGCUACGACCAUAUCUCUCGUCGAAUCCUGCUGCAUCGAGUCGAGACAAAGCAGCUGCGUACGAUGAUAUCCUCACUGCAUCCCAAGACGCAGCAGAUGCUACGAAGCGUGCUACGGACGAGCUAGAGAAGGAGCGGGUAGAUGAAGGCGAUGCGCGUAUGCAAAAUUUGCGUGUCACUAGCCUGUCUGUCAACUACGAUCUUGUCAGCUGGCGUGUCGGUCGGAACAGAGUCCUGAUCGGCAAUGAUGACGGUCUCACAUUUGCUGCUCAACAACCGAAGAAGCCGAGACGACCACGCAAGGAUGGCACACCGUACCCCGAAAAGGAAGAACCACGAUCACGCAAUCUCGCUCGUUUGCGGGAACGCAAUGUCCUAUACGAUGCCACAAUCCAAAGCGUAAACUCCGUCAAAGACCUGCGCGGCGCCAUGCGAGAUGCGACCUUCGUCCAAGAGCUCGACAGCAAAGCCGCCUACUUCCGUGCCCUUAAACUCUUGAACAUCAGCUACUCGCACAGCCUGCUCGACAACCACCUCAAUGCUUUAGCUUUAUUGAAACGAGCCUCGGACCUCAUCUCCUCCGCCUCGGCGUCGAGCCAGACACCAGCAAACGCGCCACCAACCCUUGAUCUCACUCAGGACUCAACGACUACAGUUCGCACCCACAUCUCCUCUCUCCUCUCCCGCACCCACGCCCUAGUCGAACUCCACGCCCUCGAAUCCAACGCCCGCAUUGCGAACGAAAAGAACAUGACUUCCUUUGCCUCUCUAAUCCAUAACCUCAACGCCUAUCCUACCCCAGGGGUGCUCGUCGAUGUCAAGAACCUGGUGCAGUACCCGCCCAAGCUCCAACCGGUGCCAGUCAAACCGUUGUUCUUGGAUGUGGCGUGGAAUUAUAUCGGGUACCCUGGUCAUGAAGGCCAGGUAAAGGCGAGAGAUGUGCCGGGACCUGCGGAUGUUAAUAUGGUGAAUGGGAAUGGGGAGAAGGGUGAGGAGGCCCCUAAGAAGAGGGGGUGGUUCGGCUUUGGUCGUUGA
Molecule: messenger RNA, 1926 nt
Organism: Recurvomyces mirabilis
Lineage: Eukaryota; Fungi; Ascomycota; Dothideomycetes; Mycosphaerellales; Teratosphaeriaceae
Gene: SRP68
Product: signal recognition particle subunit srp68
Exons: 1
Coding region: 1-1926 (641 amino acids)
Biological process (GO): SRP-dependent cotranslational protein targeting to membrane
Cellular component (GO): signal recognition particle, endoplasmic reticulum targeting
Molecular function (GO): endoplasmic reticulum signal sequence receptor activity; 7S RNA binding; signal recognition particle binding
Source: RefSeq, a predicted model, not a curated record